AUGUGCCGCUGGCCGCUGCUCCUGCUGUGCGCGCUGCUCCCGCGGGCGGCGGCGGGGGGCGCGGGCCGACCCUACCCGCACCGCAGCCUCCUGGACUCGGAGGGCAGGUACUGGCUGAGCUGGGGCCAGCGGGGCAGCCGGCUCGCCUUUCGCCUCGAGGUGCGCACCACUGGCUACGUGGGCUUGGGCUUCUCACCCACCGGGGGCAUGGCCUCGGCCGACAUCGUCGUGGGUGGAGUAGCCCAUGGGCGACCCUACUUGCAGGAUUAUUUUACAGAUGCAAAGAGAGAAUUGAAAAAAGAUGUUCAGCAAGAUUACCACCUAGAAUAUGCCAUGGAAAAUAGUACCCACACAGUAAUGGAAUUUACAAGAGAACUGUAUACGUGUGACAUAAAUGACAAGCAUAUAACGGAUAGCACUGUGAGAGUGAUUUGGGCUUACCACCAUGAGGAUGCAGGUGAAGCUGGUCCCAAGUACCAUGACUCCAAUCGUGGGACCAAGAGUCUUCGGUUACUGAAUCCCGAGAAGAACAAUGUGCUGCCUAUGGCCUUACCAUACUUUGAGCUGGUAAAUCAAGACGUCCCCAUCCCAAACAAGGGUACAACAUAUUGGUGUCAAAUGUUUAAGAUUCCUGGGUUCCAAGAAAAGCAACAAGUAAUAAAGGUUGAGCCGGUGAUACAGAGAGGCCAUGAGAGUCUGGUUCAUCACAUCCUGCUCUACCAGUGCAGCAGCAACUUUAACGACAGUGUCCUGGACCAUGGCCAUGAGUGCUACCACCCCAACAUGCCUGAUGCCUUCCUCACCUGCGAGACCGUUAUCUUUGCCUGGGCCAUUGGUGGAGAGGGAUUUUCCUACCCACCUCACGCUGGCUUAUCCCUUGGUACUCCAUUAGAUCCUCGUUAUGUGCUCCUGGAGGUCCAUUAUGACAACCCAACAUAUAAAGAAGGAUUAAUAGACAAUUCGGGACUGAAGUUAUUUCAUACAACUGAUAUAAGGAAAUAUGAUGCUGGGGUGAUCGAGGCUGGCCUCUGGGUAAGCCUUUUCCACACCAUCCCUCCAGGGAUGCCCGAGUUCCGGUCUGAGGGUCACUGCACACAGGAAUGCUUAGAAGAGGCUCUGGAAGCUGAAAAGCCCACUGGAAUCCAUGUGUUUGCUGUUCUCCUCCACGCUCACCUGGCUGGCAGAGGAAUCAGGUUGCGUCAUUUGCGGAAAGGGGAGGAGAUGAAAUUACUUGCAUAUGAUGAUGAUUUUGACUUCAAUUUCCAAGAGUUUCAAUAUCUAAAGGAAGAGCGAACCAUCUUACCAGGAGAUAACCUGAUUACUGAGUGCCGCUAUAACACAAAGGACAGAGCUCGGAUGACUUGGGGAGGACUAAGCACCAGGAAUGAAAUGUGCCUCUCCUACCUUCUUUAUUACCCAAGAAUUAAUCUUACUCGAUGUGCAAGUAUUCCAGACAUAAUGGAACAGCUUCAGUUUAUUGGUGUUAAGGAAAUCUACAGGCCAGUUACGACCUGGCCUUUCAUUAUCAAAAGCCCCAAGCAGUAUAAAAACCUUUCUUUCAUGGAUGCAAUGAACAAGUUUAAAUGGACUAAAAAGGAAGGCCUCUCCUUCAAUAAGCUGGUCCUUGGCCUGCCGGUGAACGUGAGGUGUUCCAAGACGGACAAUGCCGAGUGGUCGAUUCAAGGGAUGACGGCGUUACCCCCAGAGACAACCAGGCCCUACAAAGCGGAGCCUUUGGUGUGUGGCACUCCGGCGUCCUCUUCUCUGCGUGGAUGUGUCUCUGUGGCAACACUCAUGUGCUCUCUGGUGCUCAGUGGCAUGUUGAGCAGCAGCCGUGUGUGGUCAUAACCUGGCGAUACUUGGUGACGCUGUUUCCUGUGAUCUGAAGCUCUGAUUGCAAGUGCAGGCUACACGCUGUGGGCAUGCAGAGUGGGGAGACUUGCCUUUCACACUUCUCUGUCCCCCUCCUGUUCACCCCAGAGGUAUUGAUCAGGCCUUCUUCUUCCCUUCACAAAUAUUUGCUGUAAUGUACAGAUGGUCCAACUAAGCCCAAAAUGUCCUGGCGAAGCAUAUCUUUCUUUAAAAGACCAAACAACCAAGUGGAUUGGAAAUGAAAAAAACAUCUUUAAUUCCUUUUACAUUCCCUUCUAAUUCAAUGGAUUUAUUUCCCUUGCUUGAUGAGCAGUAUGAUUUCCAUGCUGUUUUGCAUGUUUCCAAGAGGAACCUGGAAAACAGUAGCAUGUUUGGUCAAAUAGACCCUCAAAGAAAUAGAUUGGCACAGUGGUUGUAGCAAUGGACUCAAACAUAGGAAUGGAUGUGCAGAUGGCUCAGGACGUGGCAGUGUUUCCUUCUGUUGCAUCGACAGAGCCUCCUCUGUGGCACCUACCAACAACCCAUUUGUCCUUGUCUUCACCACAGGCUUUGACAAUGGACCUUACCUUCUUUUUAAUCUUAUAACUCUUCAAGUAUUAACUUCUGAAGACAUUCUCACUAUUCAUCUGUUCAGUUGUCACCAAGUCUAUUUCAAAGUAUAAUCACCCCAUAUGACCCAUGAGAACCACCCAUCGGCUUCUCAUAGCUGCAGUCUCUGUGGAAGCAGCGCAUCAGGCGUUUCUCCUGCAGAAGUGCCCGCAUUCCAACCACCACCCUCUCUCAUAGCGCUUAGCCAGGGCCCCACGUUCUAGUCUUUUAAAACGCUCACAGUUUCGACAUUGCUGUUAGGUUUGGGUGCUAUAUUCCUUUUAACAAAUGCUUUGAUCCUAAAAACAGAAGAGGAAGUGCCCCACAUUCCCGUUUUCCUCCUGUUUAUUGGGCUUCGAGUGUGAUUUCCAUCGAACGAGUCCUUCAUGAGCACUAUCCCUUUGUCCUUUGCUGUAAAUCACCCGCAGACCCCUUGACCGCAGUGCUUUCUUACUGAUGCCCAGUCUGGGCUCCUCAGUACCCGUACCCGUCUCAAAGGACUGCUCUCUUCUCUCCUGGCUCACUACUUGUCAGGUGAAUUUUGUUUCUUGAGCCUCGCCCCGACGUCCACAGCAAGAGGCUCUGGUAUGUGGCUGACUGCACACUUUGCCGUGGAAAGUGCUUGAUGGGCUCCAUGUCGAAGGCCAGGCUGUGGGGCAAUACAGGGAAGGGUCAGCUCUGUGGCGUUUCCCUCACUAACAUGGGUGUCCCUUUUCUUUGGGAGGGCUACACCUGGGCUCAAUCGGAGUCCUGGUUGUCCCUGUAGGUUUAUUUUUCUAUUAGUCAAUAAACUAACUUUUCCUAAUAAAGUUGCCACCAUUUAACAAUCGUGUCCCUUUCUUUGUUCUCUUUCUGUAGUUCAGCCAAACUUUGUUUUGUGUCCUCCCCUUACUUUUCAAGCUGAAUGUGUCUGAAUCACAUUAAUAAGUGGUGUGAAGUGAUGUUUCUCUGUGGGAUCUUAUACAUGCAAUGGAACAAGCACAUGGUUCAGGUUAUGAUAUUGCCAGGGACACCAAUUCAAUGUGUUACAUUUUCUGUCCUGUGUUUAAGCUCCCAUUCCCCUGUGAACAAUAUCUUCACCCAGACCAGUUCAUCUCUUCAAUAAAUAUUAUGUUUGCAGUA
Messenger RNA from Echinops telfairi (small Madagascar hedgehog), 3582 nucleotides. RefSeq names its product monooxygenase DBH like 1 (gene MOXD1). Lineage: Eukaryota; Metazoa; Chordata; Mammalia; Afrosoricida; Tenrecidae. Gene Ontology annotation, cellular component: secretory granule membrane. The record is from RefSeq and is a predicted model, not a curated record. The coding region runs from base 1 to 1848 and encodes 615 amino acids. The transcript is spliced from 12 exons. Gene Ontology annotation, molecular function: copper ion binding; dopamine beta-monooxygenase activity. Gene Ontology annotation, biological process: dopamine catabolic process; octopamine biosynthetic process; norepinephrine biosynthetic process.